This is a messenger RNA of Ricinus communis (castor bean), 1905 nucleotides long. Its product is annotated as transmembrane protein 161B. NCBI's taxonomy places the organism in Eukaryota, Viridiplantae, Streptophyta, Magnoliopsida, Malpighiales, Euphorbiaceae. The record is from RefSeq and is a predicted model, not a curated record. The transcript has a single exon. The coding region runs from base 354 to 1763 and encodes 469 amino acids.
CUAAACUUGCAUUAAUUAAAAAUAAAAUACUUUCUGAAAUAGUAUGGAGAAAAGAAAGAAAAUAAAAUAAAAAACUACUAGUCUGAACUUGAAUUAAUUAAAAAUAAAAUAUCCAAAUCAGUGCCAGAUCAUAAACCGAUAAAAGUCCACAAAGAGAGGCACGUCAUCAGAUGUCCCCACCCUCCAACUUCAAUUUCAAGCAAUGAAAGGAUGGACCCAAACUCCUUAAAACAAACAAUUAAACAAAGCCCAAAGACGAGCGUACAGUUUAGUCCAAAAACGACAUAGACCUUCACCAUUCCGAAACCUUCGAAGUUUUGAGAUCCCGAAUUCCUUUCACCUCACUUCACAACAUGCUGCACCAACAAUUCUUUGAACCUUACAGUAAUCUAAUCUUACAAACAACACUCACCGUCUCACUUACUCUGUUUCUCGUAUUCCUCAAAAUCCCCAUCUUUUUCCUUCAAGGCCUUUUCACUUACAUCCACCCUGACAAUCUUCCCCAGCAAAACGGUGUCAAAGCUGCCAUUAGAAGACCCUCUUCUUCUGAUUCCAAUUCCACCCUCGACAGCUCUCAGAAUUUAUCAUCCAAGUCUAAUUCUGAUUUUAAAAGGAGAAAUAAUAAAUCUAAAGAAAAGUUUGAGUUUGAUGAAAACAAUGCCCAGAUCUUUAGGUUAAAGCUCGACGAAGCUCAUCUUCAAUCUCGUAUCUAUUUUAAUGAUUAUUGGUAUUCUUUUAUUUACUCACUAGUUGCUCUUUCUUCUUUCUUGCUUUAUAAGUACUUGGGUGGUGUGCUUGAAAAAGAUGGGAUUUUGACAGAUGGGUCCUUAAUUCCACUGAUUUUAGGAUUUGUUGGUAUAUACAAAUUGUUUAUGUCGUUAGCAAGAUUAUCUUUUGAGAAAUCUGCUUCCAAGAGGUCUGAUAAACAAUUGAGCGUGCUUUUUGGGGUUUUAGGGUUUCUUUUCGGGUUCUUGAUUUGUUCUGGAGCUGGACAUUCUGUUCUUGAUUUUGAUUUUAGUUCAUUUGAUGGGAAAGGAAGGCUUUUUGUUGCUGUUCUAAUGGGGCUUCUUUCUGGGUUUUUGUAUAUGCCCGCCGGGAAAAAUGCUCGUGCAUUUUGGAUCGGAACAGAUCAGCUUCAGUCUAAUUUGAGUAUGAUAUACUGCGGAUGGUUUGCUAGAAUGAUCCUGUAUGCCAAUUUUUUAUUGGUCUUUUUCACAGCAUUGCUUUGGAUUAGUCCAUUAACUGAUAUUCUAAUUAGCAAGAGUGUUGAUAUGAAAACAAGCAGCGGUAGUAUUAGGAAUGCUGAGAAGUUAGUUGGAAAUGUGGGUUUUACAGUAUCAGAUUUUACAAGGUUUAGGCUUUGGUGCUUGUUGCUUUCGGGACUUGUCCAAAUCAUGGCAUUACGGCCUAACUUGCAAAUGUAUUUGAAUGAAGCAUUGUUUUCUUGGUACCAGCGGUUGCAUGCCAGCAAGGUUCCUGAUUUGGAUUUCAGUAGAGCCAAAGUUUUUCUGCACAAUCACUACUUAUGUCUUGUAGUUGUGCAGUUUAUUGCACCACCUUUCCUGGUACUUCUCUUCCUUGGCUUAUGUCAGAUUGAUGGUACCUCAUUUAAGAAUUUCGAAUUGUUAUGCAGCGUACUCCCUUGUACUGCUUUUAUGAAAGAAAUGACUUUGUUAAUGGCUUGGUGGGUUAUCUUUCUCUGGACAGUUUUUACUUCAGCAAGCCUACUCUUGUACCGUCGUGGCAUUUUGUAUGUUUCUUGAUCGUCUCUGACUUUUGUGGUGACCUCCAAUACUGGGUCCCAGACUUAAAGUUUUUCUUCUUUUUUUUAUUAUGAGCGAUCGAGGGUUUGUUUGUAACGGAUUCUUACUUAAUUGAUACAUAUGCAGUACAUUGAGAACACAA